Molecule: messenger RNA, 4410 nt
Organism: Cygnus olor (mute swan)
Lineage: Eukaryota; Metazoa; Chordata; Aves; Anseriformes; Anatidae
Gene: INTS4
Product: integrator complex subunit 4
Exons: 23
Coding region: 82-2991 (969 amino acids)
Biological process (GO): snRNA processing
Cellular component (GO): integrator complex
Source: RefSeq, a predicted model, not a curated record
UCCAGCUGGGAUAGAGAGGCCGGCACUCUAUGGUGCGGCGGCGGAGGGAGGGGCCAGUACGGUGGCGGCGGCGACGACAAGAUGGCGGCGCACCUGAAGAAGCGGGUGUACGAGGAGUUCACCAAGGUGGUCCAGCAGCAGCACGAGGACCUGUCAGCUAAGAAGCUGCGCCUGACCAAGCCCAGCAAGUCCGCAGCGCUCCACGUCGACCUGUGCAAAGCCACCUCGCCUGCGGAUGCCUUGCAGUACCUGCUGCAGUUUGCCAGGAAGCCCGUGGAAGUGGAGAGCGUGGAAGGCGUUGUCAGGAUCCUGCUGGAGCAUUAUUAUAAGGAGAACGAUGCCUCUGUGAGACUGAAGAUUGCUUCCUUGCUGGGUUUGUUAUCGAAGACUGCAGGAUUCUCCCCGGACUGCAUUGUGGAUGAUGCCAUUAACACACUUCAAAAUGAGAAGUCUCAUCAGGUCCUUGCUCAGCUGCUGGACACCCUGCUGGUGAUCGGCACAAAGCUCACAGAGAACCCAUCUGUCAGGAUGAGGCUGGUAGAGGUAGCCUGUAAGCAUCUGACAGAUUCUUCCCAUGGUGUAAGAAAUAAGUGUCUUCAGUUAAUUGGCUGUCUUGGACCGGUGGAGAAAGGUGUUGCAAAAGAACCUGAAAGCCAGGCUGCCAAAGAUGUCCAGAAGAUAAUAGGAGAUCAUUUUAACGACCAGGACCCUCGCGUUAGGACAGCAGCUAUAAAAGCCAUGCUGCAGCUUCAUGAAAGAGGAUUAAAAUUACAGCAGGCUAUUUACGGUCAGGCCUGCAAGCUGUUGGCAGACGAUUAUGAGCAAGUGCGCAGUGCUGCAGUUCAGCUAAUUUGGGUCCUCAGUCAACUUUAUCCCGAAAGCAUUGUCCCGAUUCCUUCGUCUAACGAAGAAAUUCGGUUGGUUGAUGAUGCAUUUGGAAAAAUCUGUCAUAUGGUUAGCGAUGGCUCCUGGGUUGUUAGAGUGCAAGCUGCGAAAUUACUGGGUUCCAUGCAACAAGUUAGCUCCCAUUUCUUGGAGCAGACCCUUGACAAGAAGCUCAUGUCGGAUUUGAGGAGGAAGCGCACUGCGCAUGAACGAGCCAAAGAACUUUACAGCUCCGGGGAGUUCUCAAGUGGCAGAAAAUGGGGAGAUGAUGCUCCCAAAGAGGAAAUCGAUACAGGUGCUGUAAACUUGAUUGAAUCAGGAGCUUGUGGAGCCUUUGUUCAUGGCCUGGAAGAUGAGAUGUAUGAGGUUCGCAUUGCUGCGGUCGAGGCCCUCUGUAUGCUGGCUCAGUCCUCGCCUUCUUUUGCGGAGAAAUGUCUCGAUUUUUUGGUUGACAUGUUUAACGAUGAGAUCGAGGAGGUGAGGUUGCAGUCGAUACACACGAUGAGAAAAAUCUCCAACAACAUCACGCUCCGGGAAGACCAGCUGGAUACUGUGUUAGCUGUUUUGGAGGAUUCUUCAAGGGACAUCCGGGAAGCUCUGCACGAGCUGUUGUGUUGCACCAAUGUCUCGACUAAAGAAGGCAUCCAUCUUGCACUGGUGGAACUUCUGAAAAACCUGACGAAGUAUCCCACAGACAGAGAAUCCAUAUGGAAAUGCUUGAAGUUCUUGGGCAGCCGGCAUCCCACUUUGGUGCUUCCAUUAGUCCCCGAGCUGCUGAGCACGCAUCCAUUCUUUGACACUCCAGAACCGGACAUGGAUGACCCAGCCUACAUUGCUGUUCUGGUUCUGAUUUUCAAUGCUGCUAAGAGUUGCCCAACAAUGCCAGCGCUGUUUUCGGAUCAUACAUUCAGACACUAUGCCUAUCUUCGGGACAGUCUCUCUCAUCUGGUCCCUCCGUUAAGAUUGCCAGGUAGAAAGCUGGUGUCCUCCCCUGUCUCUCCCAGCAUUACGCCACACGAAGAUCCUUCCCAGCAGUUCUUGCACCAGAGCCUGGAGAGGGUUUACAACCUCCAGCACCUCGACCCGCAGGGCAUACAGGAGCUGCUGGAAUUUACCAUUCGUGAUCUUCAGAGGCUUGGGGAGCUGCAGUCCGAACUGGCAGGGAUGGCAGAUUUCACCGCGACUUACCUUCAGUGUCAGCUGCUCCUCAUCAAGGCCUUGCAGGAGAAGCUGUGGAACGUGGCAGCUCCUCUGUACCUGAAGCAGAACGCGUUAGCAUCUGCUGCAGCCAAACAGAUCUUGGAAGAAACUUACAAGAUGGAGUUCAUGUACAGCGGUGUGGAAAAUAAGCAAGUGGUCAUUAUUCACCACAUGAGACUGCAGGCGAAGGCGUUACAGCUCAUAGUGACUGCGCGCACCGCUAGAGGAGUGGAACCCCUUUUUGGGAUGUGUGAGAAGUUCCUACAGGAAGUAGAUUCCUUUCAGAGAUGUUUCAUCUCUGAGCUCCCGCGUAUGCCAGGCAGUUUUGUAGAUAAAUUGCUGGACUUAAUGCCCAGACUUGUGACAUCCAAGCCGUCAGAAGUGGUCAAGAUUCUUCAAACAACGCUGCGACAAAGUACCUUCCUCCACCUUCCUCUUCCAGAGCGGCUCUACAGAGCUAGUGCGAAUAUCAUUGAGCCGACCGGUGAAUCCGAUAACCCUCUGCGGUUUACAUCAGGGUUGGUAGUGGCACUGGACGUCGACGCAACUCUGGAGCACGUGCAGGAUCCCCAAGGAACCGUUAAAGUUCAGGUACUGUAUCCGGAUGGACAAGCGCAGUUAAUCCAUCCUAAACCCGCUGACUUUCGAAAUCCUGGUCCUGGAAGGCACAGACUGAUAACUCAGGUUUACCUCUCACACACAGCAUGGACAGAGCCGUGUCAGAUUGAAGUGCGGCUGCUGCUGGCCUACAAUUCCAACAGGAGCAAGGCGACUGCUAAGGUUCCCAAAUCUACCUGGAACGAGAGCAUUGAGGCUCUCCCGCAGCCUGAAAAUGGCAUAGAGGGGACCAUACCUUUCAGCAAACCCGUCAAAGUUUAUAUAAUGCCCAAACCUGCCAGACGGUGAAGUCUGUCGCUAAGAGAAAUGUAUUUAGGGGAUUGUUGGGUUAAAAACGAAACCCAUGUGCUGCGUUCCAAGACACCAAACCAGAACAGUGUUACGCUUCUGCUUUUACAAAACGUGUCAGCCAGGAAAGUAAAGCUGCUGAAGAACAUUGGUCACUGUUAAGAAGCAGAUAGACCGAUACGGGAGUUAUUCAGAUAGUUAAGGAGUUUCGAGGAAAUGUUAUUUCUGUAUUGAAUCAACAAAAUCAAGGCAAUUCGCAUUCAGCAUUCCAGAAAUAAUGGCGUUGGCCCAAAACUCCUCAAGGCCUCUAGGUUUUCUGCUGAAGCUAUUUACUAUGUAAAUGCUCAGGCACAUAAAUCUCUGCUUUUUUAUUUUAACAAUACUCUGAAAUGAAACCAAGGAGGGGUGUUUUUUUGUUUGGUUUUGUCUAAAAUUCGUAUCUUUGCAUUGGUAUCUAAAUUCUUAGCCAAAAAAAAAAACAAUUCUGAAGUGCUAUUGUCCUUGUGUAGGAAGGGCAUCUCGAAGUGGAAUUGCUGAUUGCUGGAGGCUAAACCCUAUUCUCCCUCCUGGCCAGCUGUGCUGAAGUUGGUGCAGUUCUGGGGAGGGCACAGGGUGGUGGUGGGGGUGAGGAGGAACCUGUUGGUGCAAGCAGCAGAACUUGGGUUAGGACAUGGACUUUGAGUGAUAGCAACACAGCAGGGUGUUACCUCUUUUGUUUACAUGAAACGGGGUUGUAUAUACAUCUGUAGCUCUGAACUGUAAUCCCACUCUCCUGUUGCACACUUGUAUGCCUUUAGAAACAAUGCGAUUAAAUAGCAGGGGUUGAAAAACGAUGUAAUCCGAUGCCACUAAGUCGUACAGAAUCUGUUUCUGAGUCCUGGUCUUGGCCUGAACUGGUACUGCGAUGGGAAAGCCUGUUUAGUUUUUCAAUUCAGCAGCACUUCUGGCAGUUAAAGCCUGUCUGAGGUGCUGCAGUAGCUGAACACGCUCCCAAUUAGGCAAGAGUUGGGCAGCUUGUCAGCGUUCCCUUAAGCAGCUGCGCUGAGUGCCAGGGAGCCUCUUACCAACGGGACUGGAAUUGGAGCUUGUGGUCAGGGACCCAAAUGCUCGGUCCUGUAGUCUGCAGCCCCUUUUUUUGUGACCCUCUGUUCACAGAGGGCCUCAAACCUAAAUUUGAUAUUCCAAUUUUAGCAAUUUGUAGCAAUCUUUGGUGGGAUUUUCUAGGAGCACUUAAUGUGUGAAACUUUGUAGUGCAACUGCCCGAUGUUACCUGUGUUCAUAAAUCAGUUGUUUUUUAAAAAAAGGGGGUGGUAGUGGUGGGGAAGGCUUAGUGCCUAAAUGAAGCAGUGAAGAAAUUUUCCACUUGUACAGAGAUCAAAACCCCUCAUGUGCUUUCCUACAAUAAAAUUGGAAAACCGA